Messenger RNA from Podospora anserina S mat+, 933 nucleotides. RefSeq lists its product as uncharacterized. Lineage: Eukaryota; Fungi; Ascomycota; Sordariomycetes; Sordariales; Podosporaceae. The transcript is spliced from 2 exons. Gene Ontology annotation, cellular component: peroxisomal membrane. Gene Ontology annotation, biological process: peroxisome fission. The record is from RefSeq and is a predicted model, not a curated record. Bases 1 to 933 code for a protein of 310 amino acids.
AUGUCGAGCCUGAACACACACACCAUGUACGAAGAGAUCAACGCAACCAGUCUUGAGACGUCCACCACGUCUGAGAUCAUCUACCCUGUCGCCGUACAGCGAAACAAGUCCACAAUGGCGUUGGGUCCCAAGGCCGCAGUGCCAGUGAGCAAACCAGACCGUUUGCUUUUCAGGUUGGAGAAACCAACCAAGGACCUGGGCUCUGUCCUCACCACCUUCAACUACUUCCUCUAUCUCUUGGCCUACUUUGACGCCAAAGCCCACAACUUCAAGUCCCAAGCCCUGUCCCUCGCCACGAAACAUGCCUCUGUUGACGGCGCCCUUUCCGGUGCCACCGCCCACCCCGAGGGUUCGCCCUUUGCCAAACUGGGGGCAGUGGUCUACAACGCACGCACGACCCUGCGCCUCUUCGGCCUUCUCCCCCUCUACGUGAGGGCGAGAAAGCUGAUGACUGACUCGAAGGACAUGGACAAGGUGCUUUGGGCCGUUUCCGCAGUCCAAUGCUCCCUGUUUGCCAUUUUCCAGUUCCUCGAAAACGUGGCAUUCCUCACCGAAAACGGCGUCCUGACGUCCCGUGCCAGGGCUGGUCAGUUGGGCGGACGCGUGGCAGCCAUGUACAAAAUAGCACAUCGUGCCUGGUUCCUGGGCCAUGUGUGCGACUUUGCCCGUUUGAUGCGCGAGGCGCAAAUUUUCUUCCGCAGGAAGCACAUCGACAAGGAGGAUAUCACUGAGGAGGAGGCCGAGAGGGCAUCCCAGUGGUACUACGACUGGAUUCGCCCGCUGGCCUGGCUGCCGAUCGGUUGGCAGCUCUCGGCGUGGACGGAGGACGGCAUGUCGGGCAAGUUCAACAAUUUGGGACUUCGGGGCGUUGCUGGUGUCUUGGCUGAUUUGAAGAGGACGGCUACGCUUUGGGAUGCCACCAAGGAUGCUUGA